GUAGUAAUAAUCACGCUCUAUAUAUGUACGCAUAAAUCUCUCUCUGUUUUAAUCUCCGUGAUCGCAUCAUCGAGGUGGGGUGCGUGCGUGAUUGUGGAAACAGUAAAUGGCCGUGCAAGCCCAAUUCCCUUCCAAUCCCCCCCUCCUCCUCUCCCCCCAUUUCCGCCCCAGGGCUCGCGACGAUGUGUUGCUGGACGAGAUCCACAUGAUCCACGACCGCAGCCUCCUCCGCGCCCACGCCCACGCCCACGCCCAAUUUGACGCAGCUUACAACAACAACAACAGCGGCUGCGGCGGCGCAUGGGCGGAGGAGAACGAGCUCGUGACGCCGCCGCCCCAGAACGGCCCCGUCCCGAUCCAGGCUAGGGUUGUGGCUCCGGCGAUCGACGUCGGCGGCGGCGCAUCCACCAGCGGCAGGCCCGCGGGAGAAGAUGUGGUGUCGCAUCUGCAUCGGCAGAGCGCGGAGAUCGACGCCUUCGUCCGCCUCGAGGUGCCGAUCCUUCUCCAUCUCGAUCCUCGUCUUCGUAGCCUCUAUAUGUAUCUAUCUAUAUAUGUGUAUGUUUCUUCUUGUUGUUGUUGAUGAUGAUGAUGAUGAUGAUGA
Molecule: messenger RNA, 601 nt
Organism: Ananas comosus (pineapple)
Lineage: Eukaryota; Viridiplantae; Streptophyta; Magnoliopsida; Poales; Bromeliaceae
Exons: 3
Coding region: 107-580 (157 amino acids)
Source: RefSeq, a predicted model, not a curated record